Diabrotica balteata is the source of this 1728-nucleotide messenger RNA. NCBI's taxonomy places the organism in Eukaryota, Metazoa, Arthropoda, Insecta, Coleoptera, Chrysomelidae. The record is from the annotation of a GenBank genome assembly.
AUGUCUAGAUCCGAUGAAAAGCGGUCGUUGCAAUCAACGGAAAACAUUAAGGACUAUGAUACAGGAAAGCUAAAUGCAGUUGGACACACUUCUGAAGGCGAAUAUGCAGAAACAUCGAAGCUAUCCUUCCAAGAUUUACUACGAAUCCACCACAAGCAAACAGUAUGGGGUUUUCAAUUCGGUAAAGAAGCUAGGGAAAGUACUCUAGCAAGAGAUAAAAAUAAAAGUAAGGAGUCUGACUGUGACAAAUGUGAAGAAUUCCAAACAAUUUUAGACAGUGACACUGCUAGUACUAGCAGUUGUAAAAGUAUGACUGAGAAAGAUCACACAACGCCACAUAGUAGAAAACGCACGGGUGUGAGGAGAACUGGAAAAAGGAAAAAUAGCACGAAAGCUAAUAAUGACUUUGUUUCACCACAGAAAACUAGAAAAGCUCCAUUGCCGUUGAUGGAUUGGGCAGAUUCUAAAGAAGUAUGGUUAUAUAUGGUAUAUAAGGAAGAAGCAUCCUUAAAUCUACGCAAUCCUUGCCUGUUUGAAGACUUCUCCAACUUCAUGCCUCGCAUGCGUGCCAUAUUGUUAGACUGGGUUAUGGAAGUAUGCGAAGUCUACCAUUUACGUAGAGUUACCUAUUAUCUUUGUGUAGAUUAUUUUGAUAGAUUUUUAUCCAUAAGGCCAGACGUACCAAAAAAUCAAUUACAAUUAGUUGGCGUAACGUGUCUAUUUUUAGCUUCAAAGUUAGAAGAAGUAUAUCCACCGAGAUUAUCAGAAUUUUCUUAUGUCUGUGACGGGGCGUGUAGCCCAGAUGAAAUUUUAGCCUGUGAAUUGUUAAUUCUGAAUAGUUUAGGUUGGGACUUGAAUAUUAUGACACCGAGCGAUUGGUUAAAUCUUUAUAUGCAGAUACAUUUCCAGGUUGGUAAUGUAACGAGACAAAAACUGCACAUUGAUGUAAACAGAGCUUUCUUCUUUCCUCAAUACUCAGGAUAUCAGUUUACCAGAGCGUCACAAUUAAUAGAUAUGUUAAGUUUGGAUCCAGGUUUCCUAAAGUUUAGUUACAGUACCAUAGCAGCAGCUGCUAUGUAUUUUAUGUAUGGCAAAACUGUUGCUUUAACUACAUCAGGAUUAUCUUGGUAUCAGUUGCAACCAUGCGCUGAAUAUAUGGCUGUAUUCUAUCACAUAAUUCGCGAUAGUCCAGAUCCAAAACUACAAAGCUGCAAGGACUCUCCUAUAGACGAUCAGACCAGCACAUCAUUGGAGAGCAUAAGACAUAAGGUAAAGUCUUUGGUGAAAGAUGAAAACCAUUCACUUCAAACCCAUGUAGUGAAUAUGGAGUAUUUCGAAAAAUCAGCAAUAAUAAGACUGGAACAGAUGGGUCUGAAGGUAGAAAAAACAUAUGUAAAAAAGAAAAAAGACAAAAAAUCACCAUCUCCUAAAAACAGUCCAGAGUGUAGCCGAACACAAAGUGACGAAGCGGAUGACCCACAAAACUAUGUAUGUAUGUAUGAAUUACAAAAAUUGUCCUGCGAAGCUGAUGUCUUGAGUGACAGCGAAGACAUAUCUAUCUCAUCACCAGAAGCGUCAGACGCGAAACUGAUAAUGCAACAAGAAGACAAAGCUGUUUUAAGCUUUGAUGAAAUUUUAGAUGGUAUUGUUAAGUGUAAUAAAAAAAAUAUUCCUGUAGUGGAAAUAGAUAGUAGUCCAGAUUUAAUAGAGAUUAAUCAGUCAGACUAG